Molecule: messenger RNA, 549 nt
Organism: Sphaerulina musiva SO2202
Lineage: Eukaryota; Fungi; Ascomycota; Dothideomycetes; Mycosphaerellales; Mycosphaerellaceae
Exons: 1
Coding region: 1-549 (182 amino acids)
Source: RefSeq, a predicted model, not a curated record
AUGGCCCAACCCAGGACCACGUGGGAAUUGAACCCAGAAGCUACUCGCUUCACGUGGUGGAACCCAGAAGCCACUCCCUUCACGUGGUGGAACCCAGAAGCCACUCCCUUCGAACCACACUUCCCACACAUAUCCGAGUACCCCACGCCAGAGGAGAUCCUUUCCUUGCAGCAACUGGCAUACUCACCCAUCUCCGAAGCCACGACGCCGAGAAGCACCUCCAACAAUACGCCUGUCCAGAACGUCGCCACGCCACGCCAACACCCAGUGCACUGGCUCGACGAAGAACUCGCUCGCUGGGGUGAUGCAUACUCCGAGAUUGGCGACGAUGACCACGCCGCCAACAACACUCCUCCUACUCCUCCUCCUUCCCCACAACGACAACAACAACUACGACAACAACCACCACCACAACCACCACAACCACAACAACAACUCCUCCGAGAUCCACAACAAGAAUAUCUCAUCAAUCUGAUUCCGAUUCCAAUUCGACGAAAGAAAUGUUUCAUUCGAAGAAAAUCCAUCUUUUUCCCUCCCAAAUCAGAUUGA